UUGAACUCCUGACCUCAGGUGAUCCUCCCACCUUGGCCUCCCAAAGUGCUGGGAUUACAGACAACAAAUGUUUAUUAAGCAAGUAAGUGAAUGGUUACUUUCAGAUACUAGAACAACUAAAAACUGUCCCCAUCUGUGUGACCAGGCUGAGACUACCUCACUUUUGUCAUUACCAUAUAUUCCUUUUAAUUUUUCCUCUAAACAAGGUGACUUUGGGAAAUUUUAAUAAUUUAACAAUUUCUCCAUCCUUCUCUUCUCUUCCUAAAGACUGCUGGCUGUCAGGCUGUCUUUGUAUAUACCCGCUGUCCCUACUGGUAUCCUAAGGAGGUUGACCAUUUGAAAGCAGGGCUGCCCUGUCAGUGGACUGAUAGGUCUCCAAAGCCCAUUCUUCAGGCCAUUAUGAACCAUCAAUCUAGUCUUCAGUACAUUGAAGCCCCUACUUUUGGCCAGUUAUAUAAGGGCUGGAAUGUUCUUUGCUAAGCAUUCCAGAAGUUUGACUUCUAUUGAGAAAUAAAAUAUUUUUGAAUACCUUUGGUCACCUUGCUUAUCUAUCUUUUGACUGUGUUAGCCGGGAAGAAUUUAGUAGUAAUUCUUAGUGAGAUUUCAGCAUCCAACAUAUUUAAGACAAUAACUUCUUUCAUUUUUAUGACACUCUACUCAAGCCAUACACACAUCCUUGUCAACCCCAAAUUAUUCAACAUGUAUUACCACAAAGCUUACAAUAACUCAGUGGGUUAAGUUGUAUAUAUAUACACACAUACACAGAUACACACACAAGCACACGAUAUUAAGGAUUUUGCAGGUCAAAAAUUAAUUUUGUUAUACCCAUUGAUCCUUUUUAAGAAUUUUGAUCCUUUAACCCCUGUAUUUUGUUCUCAUUUAUGACAGUCAUUGGUUUCUGUCAGCUGCAGUCAAUAUCUGACCCUAAUACCAAUAUAUUAGCUCCUGCACACGUAAUUGCUCCAUUUGCCAAAUCUACUUAAUAUGGCCAGGCACUGUUACACUUUUUAUAUGCACAAAUGUUUGAUUCUUACAGCACUCUGUAAGGUAGGUGCUGUUACACACAUUUUACAGAGGAGGGAACUGAGGCUUAGUGAAGUAGUAAGUAUCUUGACCAGACUUGGUUCUAACUCCAAGCCAAUGUUCUUUUUACUGCACCACUCCGCCUCUCAAUAAAAGGGCCUCAUAUGAAAUUGAAUAUUUAAAAGAUUGAAUAAUUACAAUUUAUUCUAAUAUCCCAAUUCUUACCCCCUUGAUCAAGACUCUGGGUCUUGAUUGUAUUACCAAAAAAUAUGCUUGUCUCUGUUUAGUAAGACAGAAGUGGAAGGAGGCAAAUAUGUUCAAAAACUGAUGCUUGUGGAUGGGAUAAAAUUUUGGAGUUCUGUUACCUAGUGGCCUAUUCUCAUGGCAUUUGUCCUUAUAGACUUAAGCAUUCGGAUCCUUCUGUCUCUUUGAAAAAAACAGGGAAGACACUUGUUGUUGUGUCUUAAAGGGCAUAAAACACCAACUGGCUACCCCAACAGUCCUGUGGGUGGUCAUGGAACUUGCUAGCAGUAGGGACUGGUAUUUGAUGGGUAAAAUGGCUUCUUUCUCACCAGUGUCUCAUACUGAACCAUAGGAAGCAUUUUUGACAGAGUAUAAGGCUAUCCAUAUAAGAACUGAGGAUCUUUUCCUUUAGCGUUUUAUUCAGUAGCUCCUCCCCUCCCUCUUUAUUUCCUUCAGAUCCUGUCCACAUUCUGCAGGGUUUGAGGAGGUGGGUGUGGGAGGGGGACCUGAUAAUAACAAGAAAGUGAGUCGAGAGUGGUGAGGUUGUGUAGGUGAGUGAAGGCACUCCCUGAGGCACAAUAUCCCUCUUUGCCACUCCCCCAAGCAGUAGGAAGCAAAGAGAUCGGCCAGCUCACCAACAGGAGCGAGCAGGAAAGAGUUCCAUCGUUGGUAGGAGUGUUCCCACUGCCACCCUGGCCCCUGAACAGGGAUACUUGGCUGGAAUUCACAGGAAGUAACUGUGACAAGGCAAAGUCUGUUUCAGUACCGGCCCUGCUCCCAGCUACUUGGUGCACUGUGAACAAUAGCCGUACUACCAUGAGGGCAUAUUCCUAAUGCCUUUCUGAGAGUCCAGCCUCAGACAAGCAUGGUCUCCUGUGAGGCAGAAACACAGCUUCCUGACAAAUGAGCAGGAGUGACCCUGAUUCUUGGCUUCUGUCUGUCUGAAAGGGAAAGACAGAUGUUCCACACUACUGAAGUCUGGACAGCACCUCUGAAGCUCUGGAGAUGGUCUCUUCCAUUCCUCUGGUGAUGUCCACCUACUGAAAUGUAGCAUCAAGGAACUUCAGCUGCUUCCUUGGCUCAGCUGGAUUCCAAUUUUAUCCUUCCCUUUAGUCCCUCAGAAAUAAGCAGCGGAGAAAUAAUUCCCUUCCUAGGGAUAUCAGCUCAUUCCUCUAGUGUAUUUGCCACCCCUUAAAGGAGCACCUUAACCUGGGGUACUUGUGAUUAUUGACGCUAGAGUGGGUCCAUCCUAGAUUCUGGGACAGCAGGUAUCUCCUGGGAUUGUCCCAGGCAAACCAAGACAUAGAGUCACCUUACCUAGCUGGAUAAUAGCCACCUAACUGACUUGUAAGAGUGAAAUGAACAUACCCCCAGGCACAGUGAGUGGUCUAAUCGGGUUUGAUUCAGUGAAUCGCCGCUAAUGACAGUGGUCCUUUGGUGUUUCAAGCCUCUGCACCUUAUUUGGGCCUCCUUUCUACUUAUUGCCUUUCUUCUUUUCUCUAUUCCUUUACCUUUUGUCGUUGGCGUGUUACCGUCUUCAUUUCUGCCACUAGACCUAUGCCCCUGACUGCCUGGGAGUAACAGAGGCUUUUACAACUCUGCUUACCCUCUUUUUCUUGAUUCUAGGGCUGGUACCAGCCAAGCCCAUUAUUCUGGGUCCUAAUCUGUUUGGUGGAGUUGUUACUCCACUUCUCUGACCUUGCACAUAGGGCCUGGGCACUCCUAGGAAUUAGGGGCAGGGUGGGGUUAGGGCUGAAACCCAUUUGCUCAGACACUCCUAUUUUAUGUUCUAUUAACUUUAUUCCUCAGGGGAAUACUUCCCUUUGCAGUCCUUUGUAGUUCACCCUUGGGUUCAUAUACAAGAUCUCACAAUUAUCAGUGGAAACAUACCCUGAAAUCUUCAGUUUAGAGGCAGUCACUUUCAGGACCACAGAAGUCUCUGCCUGGUGGCUGCUUGCCUCCAGAAGGCAGAGCAGGAGUGACUGCCACAUUGUCAUGGCGGGAGCGCGUGAGGGCUAGUGUCUGUGAAGUGGGGGAAGAGUGGGGUCCUGUGGAAUAUAAGCAGGGCAGGAAGCCCCAGCCUGAACCUGUGCUGUGUUUGGGCCAAAUAUUGUCGCCACCCCCCCCCGCCCCCGCCCACGAAAAAAACUCUUGCGCUCCUAGAAGGUGCGAGUACUGAGAUUAGUGUCAUGCGGGGCCGCUGAGUGUGACUUCCAGCCCUCCAGCAUCUCGUGUCCUACUCGUGUCCGAGCCCACGGCUUUUCAGGACAGGAAGCGCUGCGGGGUAGUGCGGGCAGGCAGGCACGUCACACCGGACAGCGACCAGAUUGCUGCUUUCGGUUCCCCGGCGGGCGGUGAGGCAGAAAGCGCAGGGCGGAAAGAGGAGCCCCAGCACCUCAGAGCUGUCGGGCCGUGGCCAGGAAGCAAAGCACCGGAGCGCUGUGGUGCCAGCGGCCGGACUAGGGAUGACCGGCAAGUUUGCGCUGGACCCAACCCCGAGGGCGGUCAGGCGCAAGGGGGCGGGCGCUGCCGUACUCCAGCCGCGGGGUCAGGGCGGGCCGGCCGGCGGGGCAUUUAAACCCCGCUGACAGCCAGUCCCGCCUGGGACACGCGCCCAGCUCCGUAGCCUCCUCCGUCGACUCAGCCUUGGGUACCGGUCGGGCAAAAUGCGGUCCUCUCUGGCUCCGGGAGUCUGGUUCUUCCGCGCCUUCUCCAGGGACAGCUGGUUCCGAGGCUCCAUCCUGUUGCUGACCUUCCUCAUUUACACCUGCUAUCACAUGUCCAGGAAGCCCAUCAGUGUCGUCAAAAGCCGUCUGCACCAGAACUGCUCGGAGCAGAUCAAACCCAUCAAUGAUACUCACAGUCUCAAUGACACCAUGUGGUGCAGCUGGGCCCCAUUUGACAAGGACAACUACAAGGAGUUACUGGCGGGCGUGGACAACGCCUUCCUCGUCGCCUAUGCCAUUGGCAUGUUCAUCAGUGGGGUUUUCGGGGAGCGGCUUCCGCUCCGUUACUACCUCUCAGCUGGAAUGCUGCUCAGUGGCCUUUUCACCUCACUCUUUGGCCUGGGAUAUUUCUGGAACAUCCACGAGCUCUGGUACUUUGUGGUCAUCCAGGUCUGUAAUGGACUCGUCCAGACCACAGGCUGGCCUUCUGUGGUGACCUGCGUUGGCAACUGGUUCGGGAAGGGGAAGCGGGGGUUCAUCAUGGGCAUCUGGAAUUCCCACACAUCUGUGGGCAACAUCCUGGGCUCCCUGAUCGCCGGCAUCUGGGUGAAUGGGCAGUGGGGCCUGUCGUUCGUCGUGCCUGGCAUCAUUACCGCCAUCAUGGGCGUCAUCACCUUCCUCUUCCUCAUCGAACACCCAGAAGAUGUGGACUGCUCCCCUCCUCAGCACCAUGGUGAGCCAGCUGAGAACCAGGACAACCCUGAGGACCCUAGGAACAGUCCCUGCUCUGUCAGAGACAGCGGCCUUGAGACUGUGGCCAAAACCUCCAAGGGGCCAUGUGAAGAGCCUGCUGCCAUCGACUUCUUUGGGGCGCUCCGGAUCCCAGGCGUGGUCGAGUUCUCUCUGUGUCUGCUGUUUGCCAAGCUGGUCAGUUACACCUUCCUCUACUGGCUGCCCCUCUACAUCUCCAAUGUGGCUCACUUUAGUGCCAAGGAGGCUGGGGACCUGUCUACACUCUUUGAUGUUGGUGGCAUCAUAGGCGGCAUCAUGGCAGGGCUCAUCUCUGACUACACCAAUGGCAGGGCCACCACUUGCUGCGUCAUGCUCAUCUUGGCUGCCCCCAUGAUGUUCCUGUACAACUACAUUGGCCAGGACGGGAUUACCAGCUCCAUAGUGAUGCUGAUCAUCUGCGGUGGCCUGGUCAACGGCCCAUACGCGCUCAUCACCACUGCUGUCUCUGCUGACCUGGGCACUCACAAGAGCCUGAAGGGCAACGCCAAAGCCCUGUCCACAGUCACGGCCAUCAUCGACGGCACUGGCUCCAUAGGCGCAGCUCUGGGGCCUCUGCUGGCUGGUCUCAUCUCCCCCACGGGCUGGAACAACGUCUUCUACAUGCUCAUCUCUGCCGACGUCCUAGCCUGCUUGCUCCUCUGUCGGUUAGUGUACAAAGAGAUCUUGGCCUGGAAGGUGUCCCUGAGCAGAGGCAGCGGCUCUAGUGUGGUCCUAACCCACCAGCGAUAGUAUUUCCCUCAAGUCCCAUGACUUUUGUAUAAAGAAAUAUGAGGCCCCAGUUGGAAGAGCAGCAUGGAAGGCCCCAGUUGGGUCCCCAGUGUGCUCCCCAUGGGCAAGACAAUGAAAACUUCCACAAGUAAGGGAGGCAACCCCUCUUAACUGAACAUCAGCCAGCCCAGUCCAGACCCAGGGCUGCCUAAGGACACAGAGAUUCUCCAUGGGAAGGGGACUGCCAAGCAUGAGGAAAUAGAAGAUUCAGGGGCCUGAGCUCUGGAGGCUGCAAGCAAAGGGCAUGGGACUGGGGCUGAGUUGUGUCUCCAUUUUGAUAAGGGAAGGAUAUGCUCAGACUUUUGCUUGUUCAGAUUCCAAGACAGAAGGCUUCACAAGGCCAAGGCCUGGAAAAUGUGCAUCUCUCCUUCCCAUGUUAAAUUUUAAUCUCUGUAAUCUGCCUGUAUCUGUAGGUGGGCAUCUCACUCCGUCAAAGGAGCCCAGCCUCUCUUUGUCCCUCUAUCCAUGAAACAGUCUUCUCUGUGCAUUUCCCCAAGCUGGGCCCUCUUCUACCCUCCAUUUAGGCCUGUUGAUAACUCCCUUACCUGCCCAUCACUGCUGUUUCUCCAGGGCCAGCACUCGGGCGAGGCAGGGGAGCUGCCUUCAGUACAUAAUUUGAGGGGGCACUCCCUCUUGGGCACAGGCCGGCCCUGAGUGCCUCCCUUGCCUCACUCUGAUCCUGGCCCCAUAAUGUCCUCAGUGGAAGGUGACUGGGGGCCAGUGCUGUGGGGAAGAGUAGAAAGAGGAGUUGGCAUGACUAAAAAUACCAGUAUGUGUAUUAAGUAUUUUGAGAAUGAAAUGCCAAGGAGUGCCUACUGUAUGCCAGCUCUGCUCUAGGAAUGGAGUAGACAAUGGACACAAGAAGGACUUACGCCCUGAGCACAAGUGCCAGCGGUGACAAGACUGGCAAGAUGUGAGGGCAUGCAUGGUUCAUUCAGGCAGUUGCUACAGGUGUGGUCGCCUGGCGCCAUCUGCCGCUCCCUUUUCCACUUUUCUGUAUCCUCCUUCCACCCCAAGUCCCGGAUCACUCAGUCUUCUGGCUAGCUCUUGGCAUCACCAUCUGACCCUAAAGUUGCCCAUUGGCACCAAUAGAUUCCCUUUGACCUGCUG
Molecule: messenger RNA, 6602 nt
Organism: Chlorocebus sabaeus (green monkey)
Lineage: Eukaryota; Metazoa; Chordata; Mammalia; Primates; Cercopithecidae
Gene: SLC37A2
Product: solute carrier family 37 member 2
Biological process (GO): phosphate ion transmembrane transport; glucose-6-phosphate transport
Cellular component (GO): endoplasmic reticulum membrane
Molecular function (GO): glucose 6-phosphate:phosphate antiporter activity
Source: RefSeq, a predicted model, not a curated record